AUGGUCCCUAUGGAUGUCCCUAUGGAUGUUGCCAUGGUCCCUAUGGAUGCUCCUAUGGAUGUUGCUAUGGUCCCUAUGGAUGUCCCCAUUGUUACCGUCACCCCCUGGACCAGCGGCAUCACCAUCACUGUCACCGCAGCACCACCGGAUGAGGAUGAUUGGGACAAUGGGGACAUUGGGGACAAUGGGGAUGUGGUGACCCCAAGGGACAAUGAGGAUGUGGUGACACCAAAGGGCAUUAGGGACGAUGGGGAUGUGGUGACCCCAAAGGGCACUGGGGACAAUGGGGACGUGGUGGCCCUAAAGGCCAUUGAGGACAAUGGGGAUGUGGUGACCCCAAAAGACAUUGGGGACAAUGGGGACGUGGUGACCCCAAAGGACAUUGGGGACAAUGGGGACUUGGUGGCUCCAAGGGACAAUGAGGACAAUGGGGUCGUGGUGACCCCAAAGGGCACUGGGGACAAUGGGGAUGUGAUCCCAAAAAGCACUGGGGACAAUGAGGAUGUGGUGGCCCCAAAUGACAUUGGGAACAAUGGGGACGUGGUGACCCCAAAGGGUACUGGGGACAAUGGGGAUGUGGUGGCUCCAAGGGACAUUGGGGACAAUGAGGAUGUGGUGACCCCAAAGGGCAUUGGGGACAAUGGGGAUGUGAUGACCCCAAAGGGCAUUGGGGACAAUGGGGAUGUGGUGACCCCAAAGGGCAUUGGGGACAGGGAUGGUCUGGACCUCAUGGACAAGGACACUGGGGACAGUGGGGAUGUGGUGGCUCCAAAGGGUACUGAGGACAAUGGGGAUGUGGUGAGCCCAAAGGACAUUGGGGAAAAUGGGGAUGCGAUGGCUCCAAGGGACACUGGGGACAAUGAGGAUGUGAUGACCCCAAAGGGCACUGGGGACAGGGAUGGUCUGGAUCUUAUGGACAAGGACACUGGGGACAAUGAGGAUGUCGUGCCCCCAAAGGACAGUGGGUACAAUGGUGACAAUGGGGAUGUGGUGACCCCAAAGAGCAUUGGGGACAAUGGGGAUGUUGUGACCCCAAAGGACAUUGGGAACAAUGGGGAUGGGGUGGCCCCAAAGGACAUUGGGGACAGUGAGGAUAUGGUGACCCCAAAGGGCAUUGGGAACAAUGGGGAUGCGGUGGCCCCAAAGGACACUGGGGACAAUAAGGAUGUGGUGACCCCAAAGAGCAUUGGGGACAAUGGGGAUGUUGUGACCCCAAAGGACAUUGGGAACAAUGGGGAUGGGGUGGCCCCAAAGGACAUUCGGGACAAUGAGGAUAUGGUGACCCCAAAGGGCAUUGGGAACAAUGGGGAUGCGGUGGCCCCAAAGGACACUGGGGACAAUGAGGAUGUGGUGACCCCAAAGGGCAUUGGGAACAACGGGGAUGCGGUGGCCCCAAAGGACAUUGGGGACAAUGAGGAUGUGGUGACCCCAAAGGGCACUGGGAACAAUAGGGAUGUGGUGACCCCAAAGGACAUUGGGGACAAUGAGGAUGCGGUGGCCCCAAAGGACAAUGGGGAUGUCGUGGCCCCAAAGGACAUUGGGGACAGGGAGGCUCCGGACAUUGGGGCCGAGGCCAUUGGGGACCUCCCAUCAAUGGGGGACAUUGGGGACAUCCCUGCCUUUGGGGCUGGGGAUGACGUCAGCGAUGACGUCACAGGCUGGGGGGGCACCCUUGGGGGCACGUGCGUGGCCGGCGGCAUCACCAUCACGGUGGUGGCGCCCCCCCCGGAGGAUGAGGAUGUAACUGAUGAUGAUGUCAUCGCCAGUGAUGACGUCACCUCCUCCGCCCCUGAGGAGCCCUUCGUGGGUGAUGUCAUUGCCCAGAGUGACGUCACUUCCUCCCUGCCCGGAAGUGAUGUCACAGAUGACGUCAUCGCGGGGGCCGACACCAUUUCCGAGCUUCCUGGGGAGGAGCUUGCCGGCGGCGACGUCACUCACGGUGAUGACGUCACUGAUGAUGUCAUCGCCGCGCACGGCCCCAUUGCCCUCUCCAGGGAUGUCUGCGCUGAUGAUGUCAUCGAUGACGUCACUGCAGAGGAAGACACAGCCGGUUUUGUACCUAGGGACGCCCCUGCUGAUGACGUCAUCGCCGACGAUGAUGUCAUUGUCAACGAUGAUGAUGUCAUCACCGGUGAUGUCACUUCCUCCUUGCCAGGAGACGGUGACCUCACUGGUGACACUAUCUGCACCAAUGAGCAUGCUCCUUCCGCUUGGGAUGACAUCACCGAUGAUGUCACGCCUGAGGAUGACAUCACUUCCCCCAUCCCCAUUGGCUGCGCUGGUCAUGACGUCACUCCCGAGGGUGACAUCACGCCAGGGGACCCCAUGCUUGAAGACACCACCCCCCGGGAUGAUGACGUCACCGAUGACAUCACCACCGAGGCCCCCAGAGGGGAUGCCCCAGGCCCCCCCCAGGCGCAGACGCCCUCCCCCGGCUGCCCCCUCGUGUUCUUGGCCCUCGUCUGCCUCCUGCUGGCCCUGCUGCUGCUCGCAGGGGUCUUUGCGGCCGCGCAUUACAUCCGGGUCUUCCUCAUCAGCUCCGCCCCCAUCGGCGAAUCCUUCCCAUGA
Molecule: messenger RNA, 2568 nt
Organism: Neopsephotus bourkii (Bourke's parrot)
Lineage: Eukaryota; Metazoa; Chordata; Aves; Psittaciformes; Psittacidae
Product: putative surface-exposed virulence protein BigA
Exons: 3
Coding region: 1-2568 (855 amino acids)
Source: RefSeq, a predicted model, not a curated record